AUGAAUAUUUAUGUAAUAUUCAUAUACACAUUUAUAUUAGUUAUUCUUAAAUCUUCAAAUUGUUCUGAUCGAUAUUCUGGAUAUUCAGAAUCUUCUGAUACAGAAGAUGAUGAUAACUUUGACGUAACACAAUCCGGACAAACUACUCAACCUCAGUAUCCAGGAUAUCAAACACCGAUUACACAAUUACCACCUGUAACUUAUCCUGGAAUUCAAUAUCCAGGAUAUUCACCUCCUGAACUACCAAUACAACCACACAUCACUCAUGCUCCACCUCAACCACAACAAAUAACUAUUACACAAACUCCUAUACCUUAUGAAUAUUAUCAAGGAUACCAACAACAACCUACACCUCAGUAUCCAGGAUAUCAUGCGGUACCUAGUCAUCCACAACAACCACCAUAUUAUCCUGGACCAGAACCAUAUCAACCACCAAUACCACAACAACCACAGCCAAUAUCUCAACCACCUCAACCUGAAGAACUUCUUGAUUUAUCAAAAAAACCAAUACUUCCACUACGACCUGCUCAACAACCACAACCUGAAGAACCUCUUGAUUUAUCAAAAAAAACAACGCAACCAACUUAUCUACCAUUUCAACCAGUACAACCAAUACAACCUCGACCUCAACAACCUGAAGAAGUUCUUGAUUUAUCAAAAAAACCAACACAACCAGUACAACCGAUUACACAAGAAAAAGAACAGAAAGAACCUCUUGAUUUAUCAAAAAAAGACAGAAAGACAACUCAACCUCAAACUAGUAAGACUGCUGAAACUGGACAACCUACUCAUCGUAUUUAUCAACCUACACCAAUUUAUCCUACACCUCAACAACCUUAUCAGAUUGGACAAUCAGGAGCAUUUAGACCAUAUCAACCACAGCCACAAUAUCAACAACCUACUCCACUUCAGCCGCCUCAACAACCGUAUUAUGGUCCUUAUCAACCUCAAGGACAAUUUGGGCAGCCACAAUAUCAACAACCUACUCCACCACAAGAACCUCAACAACCGUAUUAUGGUCCUUAUCAACCAGGUGAAGGUGAUUAUUCAGUAUUAAUUUCAAAAUCUUCAAAUCUUGGACCUGGUAUAUUAGGUCCAGCUCCAGGACCAUUAAGAGAACCUUCAGAAAUAAUUAAAGAAUAUGAUCAAUUAGCAGAUAAAUUAACUACUGCUGCAAAAGAUGAAGAAUAUAAAAAACAAAAAGAACUUGACUUUAUAAAAUUCUAUAAAAAAAGUAAAAAAGGAGACUUGGUUCCAAUGACUGAAAAAGAUUAUAAGGUUUUAAUUCAAAGUCAAUUUAGUAUAAAGUUCUUGUUUGAUACGGAGCUUGAACAAAUAAUAUAUAAUGAAGAAAUUAUUUAUAAUCAUAAGCGUGGAUAUUCUUAUUGCAAAUUACUAACUUAUUACAAAAAAAAUGAGAGAUUUACAAUGUAUUUUGAUGAUGGAUUUAUUUAUUUAAGAAAGAAAGCAGGUCAGUGGAGACCAAGUGCACGAAAACCACCAGAUUAUGUUGAAUUUUAUUCCAAAGAUUCUGAAGGAAAUGAACAGUUGCUAACUAGUGAGCAUUAUUUUCUUGACUUUACAGAUAGAGGUUCUUUUAAAUAUACAUUUAAGAUAGGUGUAAAGUGUACUAAAAUCAUAGUUAAAAAACAAUUAGUUUGGAAAAAAACGGAUGAUGUAUCUUUUCCAAAUGCACUAUCUGUUACAUCCAAAUCGAAUCUAGUUCUUCAAUAUGAUAAUUAUAUUGUAAUAUAUGCUUUUAUGAAAGGACAAUUUAAGAGAUUCAAGAGUGAAUCAAGUAAACCAGGUUUUAAUGAAUAUUAA
Theileria annulata is the source of this 1824-nucleotide messenger RNA. RefSeq names its product Theileria-specific sub-telomeric protein, SVSP family. The record is from RefSeq and is a predicted model, not a curated record. Lineage: Eukaryota; Apicomplexa; Aconoidasida; Piroplasmida; Theileriidae. The coding region runs from base 1 to 1824 and encodes 607 amino acids. The transcript has a single exon.